UAAGGCAGAGGGGCUGCGGGCGCCUGCAGAUGUGUUCUGCCCGCUCCAGGACCGUGGCAAGGGGUGGAGAAGCAGGCCAUGACCCCCCGAGGGCUCUUGUUACUGCUGCUGGCCCUGCUGCUGGGUACCCGGCCCGGCACCUCCGCACGGUGUCCCGACUGUGCGCAGGGGGCGCCGGGGGGCUGCCCCGGGGGCUGCCUGGAGGAAGUGGAGGAAGGGGCAGUUGUGGCACAGCCAGAAGGAUGCGCCGAGGCUGGGGGCUGCGUCAGGCGGGAGGGAGAAGCGUGCGGGGUCUACACCCCUAACUGUGGCCCAGGGCUGCAAUGCCAUCCCCCAGAAGAAGAUGAGACGCCACUCAGAGCACUGCUGCUUGGCCGGGGUCGCUGCCGAAGGUCCCGGGGACCAUCGGGGGAGAAUCCCAAGGGAGCCAAGCCCAGCCCGGGGGGCCCCCAACAGCAGGAUGUGCACCCUGGAGGUCGAGAGAAGAACUUGGGCACCCCUUCCACUCCUUCCCGACCCGGUCCUGGGGGUGGACAAGACAGUGAGAUGGGCCCAUGCCGCCGCCACCUGGACACAGUUUUACAGCAGCUCCAGGCUGAGGUCUACCGAGGGGCCCGGACUCUCUAUGUGCCCAACUGUGACAACAAAGGGUUCUACAGGAAGCGGCAGUGUCGGUCAUCCCAAGGACUUCGUAGGGGACCUUGCUGGUGUGUUACCCGGAUGGGACAACCCCUGACUGGCCCCUCGGAAUCAGAUGCAAACUCCCUUUGUCUUCCAGACCCCAGUGGUUGAAGCAGAGGCAGGGAAGAACAGCUGGGGCCACUGAUGGAGCUGGUCUGGGUGGGUGAGGGGGUGUCAUCAUGGGCUAUUUAUUGAGGGAUGAAGAAUUCAAGGAAGAAGAGCCCUAUGUUCCUCCUCCCCUUUCCCCCAACAUCUCCAUCUCCCCCUGGCCUUUCCGCAAGCUGGGGCUAUGUGUGUGUCAGUGAUUCAACUCCAAGACAGUUGGGAAGACGGCUCGUGCUGGGUUGGGUUGUUAAUAAAGCCGAGUUGGGGUC
Gracilinanus agilis (Agile Gracile Mouse Opossum) is the source of this 1055-nucleotide messenger RNA. It is a transcript of the gene IGFBP6, whose product is annotated as insulin like growth factor binding protein 6. Gene Ontology annotation, biological process: regulation of insulin-like growth factor receptor signaling pathway. Gene Ontology annotation, molecular function: insulin-like growth factor II binding; insulin-like growth factor I binding; fibronectin binding. Gene Ontology annotation, cellular component: extracellular region. NCBI's taxonomy places the organism in Eukaryota, Metazoa, Chordata, Mammalia, Didelphimorphia, Didelphidae. The record is from RefSeq and is a predicted model, not a curated record. The transcript is spliced from 4 exons. Bases 79 to 792 code for a protein of 237 amino acids.